Messenger RNA from Adineta steineri, 390 nucleotides. The record is from the annotation of a GenBank genome assembly. Lineage: Eukaryota; Metazoa; Rotifera; Eurotatoria; Adinetida; Adinetidae.
AUGAAAUCCUACACAAUUACAUACUAUUUUGUACUAGCAAUUACUCCAUAUCAUUCAGCUUCUGAUCUUAACGAAAUUAUAACUAGUUUUCAGAUUCGAUGUAAAGUAAUAUCAUUAAGUACAGUUCAAAAUUUUGGCGCAAAUAAAGUUAUUGAUGGCAUCGUAUGUGAUAAAUCUGGCGAAAUAAAAAUAGUAGCCUUCAAUGAGCAGGCGAAUCGUGCUUUACAAAAUAUGAAAAUUAAUGAAAAACUAACAUCUAAUUUAAAAUAUCGAAGUCCAUUUUCAAAAAACGAAAUUCAUAUAUGUCCAUCAACAACAAUUCAAAAAUAUGAAUCUACUGUAUUCGAUCCAUUAAUUCAAAUUAAACCAAACCCAUUACGCGAAAUAUAA